Messenger RNA from Purpureocillium lilacinum, 981 nucleotides. RefSeq lists its product as uncharacterized. Gene Ontology annotation, cellular component: membrane. Gene Ontology annotation, molecular function: ADP transmembrane transporter activity. Gene Ontology annotation, biological process: transport. The record is from RefSeq and is a predicted model, not a curated record. Lineage: Eukaryota; Fungi; Ascomycota; Sordariomycetes; Hypocreales; Ophiocordycipitaceae.
AUGCCCUCCAACGCGGCGCUCGACGCCCUCGGGCACGCCGUGUCGGGCUCCGCCGGCACGGCCAUCUCGACGGCGGCCGUGUUCCCGCUCGACCUCGUGACGACACGGCUGAAAGUGCAGCGGCGGCGGCUGCGCGACCAGGAGCAGUACGACGGCGUGGUGGACGCGCUCAAGGGCAUCGCGCGCAACGAGGGCGGCGUGUCGGCGCUGUACAACGGGCUGGGGCCCGACGUGGCCAAGUCGGUCGUCGACAGCUUCCUCUUCUUCGGCUUCUACAGCUACCUGCGCGGGCGGAACCGCCACCCCAGCGUGGUGCAGGAGCUGCUCAUGGGGUCGCUCGCCGGCGCGUGCUCCAAGGCCUGCACCACGCCCAUCUCGAGCGUCGUGACGCGCAUGCAAAUGUCCUCGGGCGGCGAGACGCUGCGCGAGAUGCUCGCCGACAUGCGCAGGGAGAGCGGCCUGCUCGGCCUGUGGUCCGGUUACUCGGCGACGCUCGUCCUGACGCUCAACCCGAGCCUCACCUUCUUUGUCAACCGCAGGCUGGCCAAGCGCAUACUGCCGGCUCUCGAGGAGGAGGACAUCCCCAUCGCCUGGGCUGCCUUCUUGUUGGCUGCUUUUAGCAAGGCGGCUGCCACUGCCCUCACGUACCCGUUCCAGACCGGGAGGACGAGGCUGCAGAUGCCCAGCGAAACGCCGGCCGAGGAGGCCUCAGAAAAGGACAAGGGCCUAAGCGGGCAGCGGAAGCCAUCUCUCUUGAGCCGACUGCUGGAGUUCCUCGACAAGACCGUCAUCGGAGUCAUCUUCAGAAUCAUAAAGCGGGAGGGGCUGAGGGCUCUGUAUGAUGGUCUGCAAGGCGAACUGCUGAAGGGCUUCUUCAGCCACGGCCUGACGAUGCUUACCAAGGGCCUGCUGCACCGUCUGGUCAUCCGGCUCUGGGCCCUCUCGCAGCCUCAUCUGCGGAGACGGCUGCAGCGAAAAUGA